AUGGUGAAGAAACGUAAAAAGAAGGAUUCGGGUGAGUCCUUGCUUUUCAGCACAAGCAGCGAUUCCGAUUGCGACGAUUCGCCAGUAUUGCAGGAUGCAAAUGCCUUCGCUCCCUUUAGGGUCGCUGAUUAUUGUCGGCGAUACCCUGAAGAUGCGGAAGCCAAGUCUGAAUUCAUAAUAUUUGUCGAAAGUACUAAUGAUGUCUCACUCGUUGAUUUUAACGCCCAUCAUACUUUUUGGGGUUGCAGUCGCAUAGAUUCUCGGGGCAGAGCUAUUAUGGAUUCCAUGGAUGACCAUGACUUAAUACUUUUAAAUAAUGGUCAACCAACAACUAUAGGCUCUCAUAUGUGGAAACCAAACGGUCUACAUUUAACUAUGGUGUCUUCUUCUUUAUUUCUUUCUUGUGACUGGCAAGUUCAUCAGGACCCUUUAGGGAGUUAUCAUCUGCCAACUAUCACAAAAUUUACUCUCGUAAGAGAUCAGCAUGAGCCCUCUAUUCCCUUGAACAACAUUCCUUUUCACAGCAAUCUGAAAUUAGUAAAUUGGGAUAGUUAUGAACAAAUUGUUAAUAAAAUGUUAAUGAACUUUAAAGUUGACAAUAGUGAUCUGCUUGACUCAUAA
Molecule: messenger RNA, 621 nt
Organism: Danaus chrysippus (African queen)
Lineage: Eukaryota; Metazoa; Arthropoda; Insecta; Lepidoptera; Nymphalidae
Source: the annotation of a GenBank genome assembly